AUGUCAGACACCACGAGUACAGAUGACGAUGAUUUUCAGCCGUUCGCUCUGCCAGACAUCGGAGUUGAGAUACAGCCUGCUGAUGGCAUUCCUGCUGGGGAUCUACCUCUUGCGGGUCCCCCUGAGGACGACUAUGAGGGUGGGGCCCCGAUUGAUGCUGAUGCUGUCCUUCCUGUUGCAGAGGCCCUUGUAGAGGAGGCUCCUCUUGGUUCACCUGUUCCAAACUCGUUGGAGUCUGUGGCAUCCGCGUCCCUGCACAACCAGGGUGUGCAGCAUCACUCUCCUGACGCUGACCCCGACGUGGCGACGUCAGCUGGACCUGGUCCGUCACACGAGUUUGAGUUCGACCACGAGAUCGAUGACGAUUUUGACCCAGUUUUUCCUCCUAAGUUCGAUCCUGGUCAUGAGAUCGAGUUUAUUCAUAUGGACCAGCCCUUAGAGGCGCCAGUGGCUCCCAUUAUUCCGUUAUUUGACAUCCCUGCCGAUUUUGACAUGGAUCUUGUUGACCCUGAGUCUGUCAUGGCCCCCGAGCCUGUUGUUGCUCCUGAUCCUGCACCAGAGCACGACCCUGUUCUUGAUGAUGCGCCAGCUCUUGCACCACCCAUUGUUGACCUUCCCGUUGUUGCUCCACCAGUGGUGGAUGAUCCUGUUGUUGAUGCACCUUUACCUGAUCCCGUGCCGGCUUUGGUUGACCGUGCCCCAUUCGCCGCUCACAUAGAUCCUCGUUAUGCUGACACCCGUAACGGGUGGAUCGAGGAUGAUGACGAUUACCCACCGUUUGUGCUAUCUGUCACUCCUCCAGUAGCACCCGUUUCUGCACCCAUUGAGAUUCCAUCAUUUCCCCGACACACCACUGACGUUCAUUGCACUAAUCUUCCCAUCACAUUCCUCCAGGACAUACCGCCACCUCGUCCUGGAGAGGGUUCAUCGAGGCAACCGCCUGUUUCUGUUCCACCUGUACUGACAUCAUCUUUUCCGUUUCUGUCACAGUUUCCUCAUGUUGCACCACCUGCUGCACCAUCUUUCAUACCAUCGAGCGAGCCAUUUUUGUGGACUACGCCCCCUGUUAUGCCAUUAUCUGACCCGUACCACCCAUUCAAGUGGGGAACACUACGGAGGAUAUACUUGCAUCGUUGCAGCUACAGCAGGAUGCACUGA
This is a messenger RNA of Helianthus annuus (common sunflower), 1158 nucleotides long. RefSeq names its product vegetative cell wall protein gp1-like. The coding region runs from base 1 to 1158 and encodes 385 amino acids. The transcript is spliced from 2 exons. NCBI's taxonomy places the organism in Eukaryota, Viridiplantae, Streptophyta, Magnoliopsida, Asterales, Asteraceae. The record is from RefSeq and is a predicted model, not a curated record.